This is a messenger RNA of Nipponia nippon (crested ibis), 3526 nucleotides long. RefSeq names its product A-kinase anchoring protein 17A (gene AKAP17A). The record is from RefSeq and is a predicted model, not a curated record. Gene Ontology annotation, biological process: regulation of RNA splicing. NCBI's taxonomy places the organism in Eukaryota, Metazoa, Chordata, Aves, Pelecaniformes, Threskiornithidae. Gene Ontology annotation, molecular function: protein kinase A binding; RNA binding. Gene Ontology annotation, cellular component: nuclear speck; cytosol.
CCUUUCUGCUGGAGAACGUGGGAUCCGCCUCGGUGCUAGCCUGCUGGGGUUUACCGGUUGUUAAGUAGACUUCAAAGCGGUGUGACAUCGCUCCGCCAGUCCCUUCCUGCCUGAGAAAGGGUAGCUGCUUUCUGAGCCAUCACAUACCAGCUUCAUGUAUCCCUAAGAUUGUCAUCAGCUUGGGUUUUUUCCUGAGGCCUUACUGAAGUUUAAUUACUUAUAGGCUCUAGUGGUUAUAAAGUAAUUUAAGAUGUUUGUAUUACUCAGUUUUAACUCUCUAAUUGACUCUUGUAUUAAGAGACAUUGUUUUAACUUGGGAAUGGUUAAAUGGCCAAAGAAUUCCAUUAUUUAUGGAUAAGGGCUGUUUUAUUUGACUACUGUUGGCCUGCAACUUAAACUUGCAUCUUUUAUUUUUUUUUAUCCUAUGCUUUUUCUGUGUUAUGGCUGCUGCAACAAUAGUUCAUGAUACAUCAGAAGCUGUAGAGCUCUGUGCUCCCUGUGGGUUAUACCUUAAACCCAUUACAAAAAUGACCAUCAGUGUGGCACUUCCUCAGCUGAAACAACCGGGAAAAUCCAUUUCAAACUGGGAAGUGAUGGAAAGAUUGAAAGGGAUGGUGCAAACUCACCAGUUUUCCACUCUGCGGAUUUCUAAAAGCACAAUGGAUUUCAUCCGGUUUGAAGGAGAGGUUGAAAACAAAAGUUUGGUUAAAUCUUUUCUGGCAUGCCUUGAUGGCAAAACAAUAAAGCUGAGUGGCUUCUCUGACAUUUUAAAAGUCCGGGCUGCGGAAUACAAGAUUGACUUUCCUACCAGACAUGACUGGGACUCGUUUUUCCGUGAUGCGAAAGAUAUGAAUGAAACUUUGCCAGGGGAAAGGCCAGAUACUAUUCACUUAGAGGGUUUGCCUUGUAAGUGGUUUGCGGCAAAAGACUCUGGCUCGGAAAAGCCAAGUGAAGAAAUCCUUAUAAAAGUUUUCAAGAAAUUUGGAGAAAUACGUAAUGUGGACAUACCCAUGCUGGACCCUUACAGAGAAGAAAUGACUGGCAGAAAUUUUCACACUUUCAGCUUUGGAGGCCAUUUAAAUUUUGAAGCUUAUGUUCAAUAUCGAGAGUACGCAGGUUUCAUUAAGGCCAUGAAUGCCCUGCGAGGGAUGAAGCUGAUGUAUAAAGGCGAUGAUGGCAAAGCAGUGGCUUGCAAUAUAAAGGUUUCUUUUGACUCAACAAAACACCUCAGUGAUGCAUCAAUUAAGAAGCGUCAGCUUGAAAGGCAAAAGCUUCAAGAGCUUGAAAAACAGAGAGAAGAACAAAAACGUAAAGAGAAGGAAGCUGAGGAAAAACAAAAAGAGGAAGAAAGGAAGCAGCGAGAGCUUGAAGAAUAUGAGAGAGAGAGAAAAAGAGAAGAAAAGUUGCGCAAGAGAGAACAGAAACAGAAAGAUCGUGAAGUUCGACGAAACAAAAAGCAACUUGAAAAGCUUCAAGCUGAAGAACAAAAAAAACUGCAAGAGAAGAUAAAGUUAGAAGAAAGGAAGCUCCUGUUAGCUCAGAGAAAUCUCCAGUCCAUUAGACUAAUUGCAGAACUGCUAAGCAGGGCAAAGACAGUAAAGCUUUUGGAGCAAGAACAUAAUGAAGAAAAGAUUCGUCUUCAGCAGCUAGAGGAGAGACGAAGGCUCCAGGAGGCUGAGCUCAAACGUGUGGAAGAGGAAAAAGAAAGAGCACUGGGGUUGCAGAGGAAAGAAAAGGAACUGAGGGAGAAACUACUGAACAAUCUUCUGAGCAAGAAAAUGGAUGCAAUUAAUCAAAACAAAGAAGAAACUGAAGCAACCCAGUCUGACAUGCCGAAAACCCCUAGUGGUGUUCCACACACUGUGUCAUCCAGCUGCAUCACUUCUACCUCAGGACAGGCUGUUACAGGCAAACUGGCUCCCGGCUCUCAAAGAGAAGCAGCAUCUCCUGAGAAUGUAAACACUCAAUGCAAGUACUUGAAUGGCAACGUUCAUGACAAAGCUCAUGUGAAAGAAGGUCAGAAACUUCAUACCACAAACUCUGAGAGGUGUUCUGAGAAAAGUUCAGGGGUAGUUUCAUGUGUUCCUGCCAAUAACCAGCAGCAAAAGAGCCUCUCUAGCUAUGACCAGAAUGCCUGCAGGAAGGACUCACACUGUGAGCAGGGCAAACGUAGCACAGAGCCGAGGAGAAGAAAGAGCCGUUCAUGUAGCAGCAUAAACACUGAUGAGAGUAAGGGUAAACGAGAGAGGAGCAGGCACAGAAGAGAUGUGAGUUAUCAGGAUGAAAAGCGCAGGAGAGAAAGGAGGUAUUAUAGACGCUCUAGCAGAAGUUACAGUCCUCGACGAAGCCAUAGUCCUCGUCGAAGAAGUGUAAGCCCCAGACGUUCACGUUACAGAAGAACUCGCAGUAGCGAACGUAAACGAGACAGAAGAGAAAGAAGUCAUAGUCGCAGAAGCGUGAGCAGGAGACGAAGGCACCGGAGGAGAUCACUGAGUAAGCAAAGGAGUACUUGGAGUGGGUAGUGGAGGCCUUGGCUCCUUGGAAAGGCUGUAGUUGGACAAAAGGGCCAGAAAGUUGUGAACAAGACCUCAUCGGUGUGACUGCUAUAGAAAACACGUUUGUUUCAACCAAUGCUUAACUUGCAUCUAGUCCCUGAAAUCAAGAAAAUAGAUGCCUGAUUUUUCUGACGUUCCUUCGUGCUUUGUUGUCUCUUUCUAGGUUUCUGCCACAAUGUAGGUAUAACCACCUGUGCUUGUGCUCGAGUUCCUACAGUGCUAAAAGCCAACCUGUUUUCUUGAUUUUCAGUUUUCUAAACCUUAAUUUUAGUUGAUUUAGUUUUUAUCUCUGUAUCACCUAAUUUGGCUUGAGAAGUACGUGGGUGCCACUUAUAGGAACUCCAGACGUGAUAAGUUAUUACAUACAGAUUUGAUUUAAAAUGCUUUCUGGUGCAUUCAGUGAAAUCACAUUUAACAAAGUAGAGUUUUUGCUGAUUGAGGUGGAUAGCAGGACUUUCAUAUAGUUCUUAAAAGUGACUAUAAAGGUAUGCAGGAUAUCUUUUAAACUGCUCUGAUUCCUUCAUAUGUCUGUAUGGUGCCAAGCUUGGUGGCAUGUAAUGCCGUUUGUAUAAUAAUACUUUCCAUGUAAGAGAGGCACUGAUGUAAGAAGCAGUGGUAAAAUGGUUGAAGAGUUGUUCUGUUAUUUUGUUGACAUAUUUGGCUUUGUAAUUACUUCAGGUGGCAUAGAGCCACUUGAAGCAUUUUUUCAGGUACAUACAGAGCUAGCCAUUGUCUUUUGAAAAAGGGGCCUUCUUGCUAAAUUAUUUUUACUUGUGGUGUUGGAAAGUAAGGCUGCAGUGUCUCUUGUUAAAUCCCUUUAAAAAUACUUUUGCUUCUAAAAUGCAGCUCAGGAAUAUUAAAAGCUAUAACAUUACAGUGAAAGAGUUUAUUUUGCCUUUUUAUGGUAAAAUUAAAAAGAAAACUGUUUCCAGUGAACUGAAGUUGCUGUUUUCAUAUGUCAGUAUAUUAAA